AUGCCUUCCUCCAGCAAACAGCCCAGCAGCUCAACCAGCAAAUCUACCUCGGCAAGCGGCCAGUCGGGCAAAGGAGCAGGCAGUCAAGGAGGCACGGGCGUUUCUCCAAACUUCGCCCAGAGCUACGGCUUGAAGUUUCACGACCCGAAGGAUUAUGCGGAGGCUCAGGCUAUUCAGCAAGCGUUUAGGGAUCAGGAUGCGAAGCAGGGCGGACGUUGA
This is a messenger RNA of Letharia columbiana, 219 nucleotides long. RefSeq lists its product as uncharacterized. The record is from RefSeq and is a predicted model, not a curated record. The transcript has a single exon. Lineage: Eukaryota; Fungi; Ascomycota; Lecanoromycetes; Lecanorales; Parmeliaceae. The coding region runs from base 1 to 219 and encodes 72 amino acids.